Molecule: messenger RNA, 3518 nt
Organism: Esox lucius (northern pike)
Lineage: Eukaryota; Metazoa; Chordata; Actinopteri; Esociformes; Esocidae
Product: ATPase H+/K+ transporting subunit alpha
Exons: 22
Coding region: 154-3228 (1024 amino acids)
Biological process (GO): potassium ion import across plasma membrane; intracellular sodium ion homeostasis; intracellular potassium ion homeostasis
Cellular component (GO): membrane
Molecular function (GO): ATP hydrolysis activity; ATP binding; P-type sodium:potassium-exchanging transporter activity
Source: RefSeq, a predicted model, not a curated record
UAUAUAAACCUUAUACAACAGUCUACUGCUGCUCUGUCUGGUUGGGGAUUUUACUGUGAGGAACAACCUUGUGGAUACAAAGACGCUUUCAAGAUUUCGGAAGAAAAUAGGACAGAGCGUUGGACUUCAAUUGAUUUGGGAAGGCCCUCCACCAUGACCAAAGGGGACUCCUACAAUAUGUUUGAGAUGGAUGGAGAGGUGGACAUUAAGAUGAAGAAAAAAAAGAAAAUAAAGAAAAAGGAUAGGCUGGAAGGAAUGAAGAAAGAGAUGGACAUUGAUGACCAUGAAAUUACAAUAGAAGAGCUAGAGAUGAGGUAUACCACCAGUGUUACAAAGGGCCUGACCUCUCGCAUGGCCUCUGAGGUUUUGGAGCGGGACGGCCCCAAUGAGCUUCUGCCCCCGAAAGGGACCCCAGAAUACAUCAAGUUUGCCCGCCAGCUUGCCGGAGGUCUGCAGUGUCUGAUGUGGGUGGCGGCUGUUAUCUGCUUCAUUGCCUUCGGCAUUGAGUUCUCCAGGGGAACCCUCGGUUGCUUUGAUGAUCUGUACCUUGCCAUCACUCUAAUCACUGUUGUCGUAGUGACGGGCUGUUUUGGUUACUACCAAGAAUUCAAAAGCACCAACAUAAUCGCCAGCUUCAAAAAUCUAGUGCCACAGCAAGCUCUGGUAAUCCGUGAUGGACAGAAGAACCAGAUCAAUGCAAAGGAACUGGUGGUAGGAGACCUUGUUGAGAUCAAGGGGGGUGACCGCGUUCCAGCUGACAUCCGCAUCAUUUUUUCCCAAGGCUGUAAGGUGGAUAACUCCUCCCUGACAGGGGAGUCGGAGCCACAGAGCAAAACUCCAGAGUGUACACAUGAGAACCCCCUAGAGACCAAAAACAUUGCGUUUUUCUCUACCACCUGCCUGGAAGGAGUGGCCACUGGAACGGUAAUCAACACAGGCGACCGGACCAUCAUUGGACGCAUCGCCAGCUUGGCAUCAGGCGUAGGCAAUGAGAAGACGCCAAUUGCAAUUGAGAUUGAACACUUUGUGGACAUCAUUGCUGGGCUGGCCAUCUUCUUUGGCUUCACCUUCUUCGUGGUUGCCAUGUUUAUUGGCUAUGCCUUCCUGGAGGCUAUGAUCUUUUUUAUGGCCAUUGUGGUGGCCUAUGUACCUGAAGGGUUGCUAGCUACUGUCACGGUGUGUCUCUCACUGACAGCCAAGCGAUUGGCCAGGAAGAACUGUGUGGUGAAGAAUCUAGAGGCUGUAGAAACCUUGGGUUCCACGUCGGUCAUCUGUUCUGACAAGACAGGCACUUUGACCCAAAACAGGAUGACGGUGGCUCACUUGUGGUUUGACAAUGUGAUCCAUGCAGCAGACACCACUGAGGACCAGUCAGGUCAGAGCUUUGACCAAUCAUCUGAGACAUGGAGAUCGUUGGCCAGAGUGGCAGCACUCUGUAACCGAGCCAUAUUCAAGCCCAACCAAGAGUCUCUGCCAAUUCCUAGUAGAAUAGUGGUUGGUGACGCCUCAGAGACAGCUCUGCUGAAAUUCACUGAGCUGACAAUAGGGAACACGAUGGAAUACAGGGAGCGGUUCAAAAAGGUUGUUGAAGUACCAUUCAAUUCCACCAAUAAGUUCCAGCUGUCAGUUCAUGAGUUGGAGGACCCCCUGGACCUGCGCUACCUGCUAGUGAUGAAGGGGGCACCAGAGAGGAUAUUGGAACGGUGCUCCACCAUCCUAAUCAAGGGCCAGGAGCUGCCACUGGAUGAACAGUGGAGAGAGGCCUUUCAGACAGCAUACAUGGACUUAGGGGGCCUGGGGGAGAGAGUUUUGGGUUUCUGUCACAUCUAUAUGAAUGAGAAGGAGUUCCCGCGUGGCUACAAAUUUGAAUCUGAGGAGAUGAACUUUCCCACUUCAGGCCUGUGUUUUGCCGGACUCAUCUCUAUGAUCGAUCCACCUCGCGCUACUGUGCCUGACGCUGUCAUGAAAUGCCGCACAGCCGGAAUCAGGGUCGUCAUGGUGACGGGCGAUCACCCAAUCACUGCCAGAGCCAUCGCUGCCAACGUUGGAAUCAUCUCGGAGGGGAGUGAGACAAUAGAGGACAUUGCCGCAAGGAAACGCAUCCCAGUAGAGCAGGUCAACAAGAGGGAUGCCCGUGCCUGUGUAAUCAAUGGCGGUCAGUUAAAGGACAUGAGCAGCGAGGAGCUAGACGAAGCAUUGAGGAGUCACCCUGAGAUGGUGUUUGCCCGCACCUCACCCCAGCAGAAGCUCAUUAUUGUGGAGAGCUGCCAGCGCCUGGGCUCCAUUGUGGCUGUAACGGGUGAUGGGGUAAACGACUCCCCUGCUUUGAAAAAGGCAGACAUUGGUAUUGCUAUGGGAAUAGCUGGCUCUGAUGCAGCUAAGAAUGCAGCUGACAUGAUUCUGCUGGAUGACAACUUUGCCUCCAUCGUCACAGGGGUGGAGCAGGGUCGUCUGAUCUUUGACAACCUGAAGAAGUCCAUUGCAUACACUCUGACCAAGAAUAUUCCUGAGCUCACACCCUACCUCAUCUACAUCACUGUCAGUGUUCCUCUGCCCCUGGGCUGCAUCACCAUCCUCUUCAUUGAGCUGGCUACUGACAUUUUUCCCUCUGUGUCCCUGGCCUAUGAGAAGGCAGAGAGUGAUAUUAUGCAUCUGAAACCUAGGAACCCGCGCAAGGACAGGUUGGUCAACGAAGCUUUGGCUGUCUACUCCUACUUCCAGAUAGGAGCAAUCCAGUCUUUCGCUGGUUUUACAGACUACUUUACUGCAAUGGCUCAGGAGGGUUGGUACCCUCUGCUGUGUGUGGGGCUCAGGUCCCAAUGGGAGAACGUCCACCUGCAAGACUUGCAGGACAGUUAUGGCCAAGAAUGGACAUACGCCCAGCGCCUUUAUCAGGAGUACACCUGCUACACUGUCUUCUUCGUCAGUAUUGAAAUCUGCCAGAUCUCUGAUGUGUUGAUCAGGAAAACCCGUCGCCUUUCUGUCUUCCAACAAGGCUUCUUUAGGAACAAAGUGCUGGUGAGUGCAAUUGUCUUCCAGCUUCUACUGGGUAACCUGCUGUGCUACUGCCCAGGGAUGCCCAACAUUUUCAACUUCAUGCCUAUAAGAGUCCAGUGGUGGUUCGUUCCAGUACCAUAUGGAAUUCUAAUCUUUGUUUAUGAUGAAAUACGGAAGUUAGGAGUCAGAAGAUAUCCAGGAAGUUGGUGGGACCAGGAGCUGUAUUAUUAAGACAGACAUGUAGACCCUUUGCCAUAGGUAUACAGACUGUAUGGCUGCCAAAAAGUCAGUCUGUGUCCCUAAGGCACCAAAUAUUCCUUUGCAUUUGUGAUAUUGUGUCCAUUUGAACAUAAAUCAAACAGGGUUUGCUAAAGUUUGCACAAGUAGUAGCUCUGAAUAUCUUGAACUCUAUCUGAUAUGGGACUAAAUCAUGUUAAUGGCAAUGUUCGCUGUAAAUUCUUGGCUAUAAAUAGCUAUAAAAGCUUGUCUGAAAACAUAAUAAAACCAGCCUUUUUAUGUUA